CCCCAGAGACAGGUGGCCACAUGAGGAGUUUGAGUUGUUGUACAGGGAGCAGUGAUCAUACUGAGGCCACAGCAGGAGACCCGAGUGGGGCUGUAGGGUCCCCAAGCUGGGUAACUGAUGAAAGCAGCCAUCCUGAAGUAGGGCUAAGGGGUCAGGGCAGUAGUGAGCAGUCAGCAUCCAGAGUGACCACAUCGUCAGCGCCUGAAUGCAGAGAUUCCUGUGGAUCUGGGAUAUCUGAUUCCUGCGGUCGGACGGUGCAGCAGAGUCGGAAAUGCCGUAAGCAGUCAGCCCCCCGCCGCAGCGCAUUGGACGGAGACCCCAGCUUCGAAGGAGUGACUCUGUGCAUGGAGAGGCGUAUUGUGAAUACUGGAGACUGUCAGCUCCACAUCACUGCCCACUACAGCCCCGGACUUCAUCGGAAACUCCUGAAGAUCCGAUCACGUCGUAACAAAGUGGAGCCUCUGGCAAGGUGCAGCAGCUCUGAGGAGGAUGCUCCUAACGCUGUGUAUGGGAAGUGCUGUGUAUCCUGUGGCACUGAGAAAACCCCCCUGUGGAGAGAUGCAGAGGACGGGACACCACUGUGUAACGCGUGUGGAAUCAGGUACAAGAAAUAUCGCAUUCACUGCUUUAGCUGUUGGCACAUCCCAAAGAAGGAGGGCCUGUCGUUUAUCCAUUGCCUUCGUUGUGGUGACCCACUGCGAGCCCCGGUCACUCAGCGCAGAGUGUGUCUGCACUGACCAUCAGGAUGCCCCUGAACAGCCUGCGAGAGUGGGCCAGUCGGGCAGGGGUUAGGGUGAAGGUACUGAUUGUUGGCUCCUUCCUGACCAUGAGGGACAAGACUAUGUUUCUGUCCUGUACCUGAUCCAGUUUGUGAAUGUUCAGGUGGGAGCAGUUUGCUGUAAGUUUC
Chiloscyllium plagiosum (whitespotted bambooshark) is the source of this 907-nucleotide messenger RNA. Lineage: Eukaryota; Metazoa; Chordata; Chondrichthyes; Orectolobiformes; Hemiscylliidae. The record is from RefSeq and is a predicted model, not a curated record.